Molecule: messenger RNA, 831 nt
Organism: Dermacentor silvarum
Lineage: Eukaryota; Metazoa; Arthropoda; Arachnida; Ixodida; Ixodidae
Exons: 1
Coding region: 88-831 (247 amino acids)
Molecular function (GO): nucleic acid binding; zinc ion binding
Source: RefSeq, a predicted model, not a curated record
GUGUUUUGAACACUAUUUUUAUCCACGGCGAAGUUAAAGCUCGGCCUUACCGUGUUCGAGCAUUUCAGGGAUGCGCUUUCGCGACUCAUGCUGCUGCCGGAAGUGGUGGCCCUCGGGGCCUAUCAGAUGAAUCAUGUGUGGGCCGUAACUUUUUCGAACGAGGCGGCCAAAAAGAAGAUAUUGGACACAGAAGGAUUCCUUGUCAAGGAACACCGUUGCGUAGUCAUUGACCCGUGCAACCAGGGUGUCAGGCUCAAGCUCUUCUGGCUGUUGCAUGGUGUUCCUGACGAAGACGUCAGAACAGCCUUGGCACCGUUCGGAAGAGUAACUGAAGUGACGAGAGAGAAGUGGAGAGUCCAGGGCUGCAACGACAAAGGAACCACGACACGGUCUGUGGUCCUGAAACUCAAGCCCGGAAUGACAGCAGACGACCUACCACACCAACUUCGUGUUGCGGAAGACCUGGCUCUCGUCAUUGUCCCGGGCAGAGCACCCCUCUGCCUCCGGUGCCGUGGCACUGGACACAUUCGACGAGAAUGCCGGGUUCCACGCUGUGGGCUGUGUCGUCGCUUUGGCCACGACGAGACCCAGUGCGUGAGAACGUACGCCAACGUUGCAGGCCCAGGCAGGAGCGAGGACUCGUCCGAGCUUCUCAUGGAUCAAGAGGACGCCGAAGAGGCCGCCAAAGGAGCAGCUGAAGGGGCGGCGGCUCAGUCUGCACCACUGGUUACGAAGACCGCAAAGGUGAACCUGAAGGGGAUAGAAGAAGGCAAUGUGUCGCAUUCUGCGCCUCCACCUGCCAAGGUUCAAGUGACGGCAAGCUGGUGCUGA